ACUUCAAAAACAAAAACAGAACUCCAAACACCCCCUUAAUAUGCCAGGCCGAAAGGCACCGUGAAUCUCUUGACAAAAAUGUCUGCUUAUUCAAUCUCAUUCUCCUCUCUCAAUGCUCUUCCAUGCCAUUCCAAUAAGCAGCGCUCUAAUGCCUUUCCUUGUUACCGGGUUAUGGCACCCGCUUUUACACGCCCUCUGAUUGUUGAAGCGAAAUCCCGAACCAGACAGGACGAUCGGAUUGCUCGCCAUUCUCGUCUGAGGAAGAAGGUUGAAGGUACUCCAGAAAGACCGAGGAUGGCUGUGUUCCGUUCCAACAAGCAUAUUUUUGUUCAAGUCAUUGAUGACACACAAAUGCAUACUCUGGCUGCAGUUUCAACAAUGCAAAAAGCAAUCUCAGCAGAAGUCAACUACAGUUCUGGUCCUACCAUUGAAGUAGCACGGAAAGUGGGGGAAGCUAUAGCAAAGUCAUGUCUGGAGAAAGGGAUCACCAAGGUUGCCUUUGAUCGAGGUGGUUACCCUUAUCAUGGACGGAUUCAAGCUAUUGCAGAAGCUGCAAGGGAAAAGGGGCUUCAAUUUUAGAAGUUCGGGGUUUUAGUUAUUUGCCAUUAGUCACGUUCCUUCCAUUCCUAUUGCCCUGUUCAUUGUGAUAAUGUAAAGAAGCCUUAAAAUAUACAGUAAAUCUGGGCUGUAGUUGAUUUGGUUUCAAUGCGGUAAUUGAAAAUUGUAGAUGUACGUCGAGAAUGAGUUGGGGAAAUGACAUAAUUGGACCAAAAGGCCUUUAUGAUGUGGUUGAGUUGUUAAUCAUCCUUUCGAAAUGCAUUUACUCUUUAAAAAGUUUGGGAAAAAUCGAAAUAGACUCUUUGUAUUGUUUACUAUUUCAAGUUCAUAAAC
This is a messenger RNA of Cuscuta europaea, 891 nucleotides long. NCBI's taxonomy places the organism in Eukaryota, Viridiplantae, Streptophyta, Magnoliopsida, Solanales, Convolvulaceae. The record is from the annotation of a GenBank genome assembly.